AUGUCCUUACUUUUACUGCCGCUUUCUCUCCAACAAUCUCCAUCUCAGGCCUCUGAUACCCUCACAGCAAACCAGCAGCUCUCCGGUAACCAAAAGCUAAUCUCUCAGGAUGGCAACUUCGCACUGGGAUUCUUUCAGCCUGCAGUGGAGGGAUUAAAUGGCAAGUGGUACAUAGGCAUUUGGUACAAUAAAAUCCCAGUACAAACUGUAGUGUGGGUGGCUAAUAGAGAGAAACCAAUCUCUGAUCCAGCCUCAUCAAACCUGAUCAUCUCAGAUGAUGGAAAUCUUGUUCUUCUAGAAAACCAUUCUAAAUCUCAAACAUGGUCUACCAACAUUAAGAACAAUACAAGAGUCACAUCCACAGUUGCCAUGCUCCUGGAUACUGGUAACCUAGUAGUCACGUAUGACUCCAAUACCUCCAUUGCGUUGUGGCAAAGUUUUGAUGAUUUCACAAAUACGUGGCUCCCAGGAAACAAGCUUAGCCGUAACAAAACAACUGGCGUGGCCAAGCGGAUGAUCUCUUGGAGGGACCGCAGUGAUCCAGCACCUGGAAUGUUCUCCCUUGAGUUGGACCCAAACGGCUCAAGCCAAUACGUCCUACUAUGGAACAGCUCAGUUGUGUACUGGGCUUCUGGCAACUGGACUGGCAAUUCAUUCAGUGGUGUGCCAGAGUUGUCGACUACCAACUCAGGAUAUACAUUCCAGUUUGUUGACAAUGAUGAGGAAACAUACUUCACAUACACUGCUAAGAACGAUGCACUAAGGUUUCUGAGGAAUUUUGUUGAUGUGUCAGGUUUGUCCCAGGUUUCUGUAUGGAUAGAGGCGUCACAGGCAUGGAAUACUUUUUUCACGCAACCAAACCUUAAGUGCAGCGUUUAUGGCAUGUGUGGGGAAAACAGCAUAUGUAGUGAGAAUGAUGCGUCAUCAUGCAGUUGUCUCAAGGGGUUCAUUGAGAAUAACCCAAACAAUUGGGAACUAGAUGAUCAUACAUCAGGUUGCAGGAGAAAUGUCCCAUUGAAAUGUGGAAACAAUGGCUCAGUGAAUACGGAACAAGAUAAGUUCUAUUUGAUUGGAAGUGUGAAGUUACCAGAUAAUGCACACAGCACGGAUGCAGCCAAUGUCCAUGCCUGUGAAUUAACUUGCCUGAACAAUUGCUCUUGCAUUGCUUACGCUCAUAAUGGCACUUGCUUGGUUUGGUACAAUCAUUUGAUGAAUAUGCGAGAUAAUUUUGGUGGAUCAAGUGACAGUAUAUUUAUUAGACUGGCUGCUUCAGAACUACCCAACUCAGGAACCAAGAAAUGGUGGAUCGCUGUACUCAUCAUUGGUGGGCUUAUUAUUGUUCCAGGCAGUUUUGGAGUGACCAUUUUAUAUUUUUCCCAUAGAAGGGGAAGAAGAAUAAGUGGUAUGAAUCAGGGUGAUGGGUCUUUGAUCAGUUUCAAAUACAGGGACUUGCAAUUCAUAACAAGAAACUUCUCAGAGAGAUUGGGUGCUGGAUCUUUCGGGUCUGUGUUCAGAGGGGUUCUACCGAAUACAACCGUAGUAGCGGUAAAAAAGCUAGAGGGCUUGCAUCAGGGGGACAAGCAAUUCAGGGCAGAGGUGAGCACCAUAGGAAGUAUUCAUCACAUAAACUUGAUUCGACUGCUUGGGUUUUGUUCUGAAGGAGCCAAGAGACUGCUUGUCUAUGAGUGUAUGCCCAAUGGCUCACUUGAUAAACAUUUGUUUGGUAGUAGCUCUACCACUUUGAGCUGGAAAAUAAGAUACCAAAUUGCUGUAGGAAUUGCCAAGGCUUUGGCAUAUCUGCAUGAAGAAUGCCGGGAUUGCAUUAUACACUGUGAUAUCAAGCCACAGAAUAUAUUGCUGGAUGCUUCAUUUGUUCCAAAAGUGGCAGAUUUUGGAUUGGCAAAGUUACUAGGUCGGGAUUUCAGCAGAGUUCUAACAUCCAUGAGAGGAACCGUUGGAUACCUUGCACCAGAAUGGAUAAGUGGUGGAGCCAUCACAACAAAGGCAGAUGUCUUCAGCUAUGGAAUGAUGCUUUUCGAGAUCAUAUCAGGAAAGAGGAAUCUGGAGCACACAGAUUCGAGAAUGGAAACAUUUUUCCCUGUACUGGCUGCGAGGAAGCUUCUUCAAGGAGAAGUAAUGACGCUGUUGGGCAAAGAGUUGAUGAAUGGUGUGCCUGAAAGAGAGCUCGAAAGAGCAUGCAAGGUUGCCUGCUGGUGUGUGCAAUAUGACGACAGUUCCAGGCCGACGAUGGGUGAAAUCGUCAAAGUUCUGGAAGGGGUGAUUGAUGUUGAGAUGCCACCGAUUCCAAGGUAUCUCGAAGCUAUUGCUGAAUGUUCAGAGAGUCGCAUUCUUUUCCCAUGAGCUAGCAAA
Messenger RNA from Setaria italica (foxtail millet), 2370 nucleotides. Its product is annotated as G-type lectin S-receptor-like serine/threonine-protein kinase At2g19130. The transcript has 2 exons. NCBI's taxonomy places the organism in Eukaryota, Viridiplantae, Streptophyta, Magnoliopsida, Poales, Poaceae. Bases 1 to 2361 code for a protein of 786 amino acids. Gene Ontology annotation, molecular function: protein serine/threonine kinase activity; ATP binding. The record is from RefSeq and is a predicted model, not a curated record. Gene Ontology annotation, biological process: recognition of pollen; protein phosphorylation.